AUGGAGCCCAGUACACCACCGCCGGUCUCACCCAAAGGCGACGAGGAGAGCGUGGACGAGAACAUGCAUGAGGAAGAUGACGAUCCGGAAGACGACAUGGGCGACCCAUUGGAUUCAGCGCGAGGCCGGGAGAGGGAAAGAGAGAGACAGCGAGAGAAGGAAAAGGCCAAGGAGGAAGAGAGCAGAAGGGAGAAGGAGAAGCGGAACAAGUGCAGGAAGAAGAGUUCGCAGAAGAGCAUCGAGGAGCUAGAGCGACAGAGCGUGAAGUCCCCACGCGCCAGCGCCGACGACCACAACACGACGCCCAGGUCGUCUCGGCGGGAGAAGCGGAGCGACAAGACCAGCGGAGCUGACGACAAGAAGGGGAAGAAGGGCAGCAACAAGGGGAGCAACAAGGAAGAUACACACACCAACGGCAGCGAUGACAAGCCCAAACGAAAGAAGGGCUCGUUUUUCCAGCGCAGGAACGACGACACGACGACGCAGGCCAAGCUCAGCGCCAGCCAGACGCAGAGCCUCAGGACGGGCGGCGGCGGCGCCGAUGUGCUCGACGUCGACGACGGGAGCCGCCGAAACACGAUCGCCGGCUACCGGCCCGACGACAAGAAGGCGCGGGAUCGAAACGGCGGCGACGACGAAGACGAAGACGAUUCGAGUGACAACGAUGGUGGCAUCGGUCGCGGGCUGCAGAGGAGAUACGCGCUCCAGGACAUAUUCGUACCGAACCACUCCCAAAUCGCAAUCACAUCACUUUCGAAUGACUAUCACAUCUUGUCGGUGGAGGCGAUCGAGGCGCGCUUCCGCACGAGCAUCCAACAGGGACUCUCCACCAUGGACGCCGAGCAGAAGCUGGGCCGCAACGGGCCGAAUCAUCCGACGGUCAAGAGCCCCACGCUCGACAUCGACGAGUUCGCCACGAAGAAGGUGUUGGUCAGGCGUGAUGGCUAUCGCAAGGCUAUCGAGUCCCGAGAACUGGUCGUCGGGGACGUGGUGACUCUGGAGACGGGGCCGGUCUUUGCCGACAUGCGGGUGGUGGGCAUCAACACGGUCGACUUGCUCGUCGACAAUUCGAUGAUCACUGGCGACCCCGAGCCCAUUCCACGCCAGGUGGACAUGACGACAGAGAACUACCUGGCGAGCGAGAAUCUCAUCUUCUAUGGCACCUCCAUAGUCGAUGGCGAGGGAACGGGCAUCGUCGUCCGCACGGGUGAUGGUACGCUGCUGGCGCGAAUGAUCAAGGACAACGAGAGCGCCAAGCUGAGAAAGGAGGGCGGACCCAAGGCCAAGAAGCCCAUCAUGAAGCAGCUCGCCAAGAACGGCCUCCUCUUCAAGGAACCCAACGCUGCGAGCCGCUUGGGCCGAGUGACGACUCUGGUAGUGGACGCCGCCGGUGUGCUCACGGAGAACAAGAGCUCGGUGAGUUACAUCAUGAUCGACAAGGAGAUCCGCGAGGCCACCUCGACCCUGCCCGAGGGCGAGCCCACGUUCAACGCGCUCCUGCGGGCCUGCGUGCUGGGCUGCAACGCGUUCUUCCAGGUGCCCGACGGCGUGAACAAGACCAAGCUCAACAUCGACCACCUCGACGUCGAAGAGUGGGACAACACCAGCGGUGCGCUCCUGCGCUUCUACGAAAAGAAUCCGACGCUGGGCAUGAAGCGACGAGACGACGCCUUCUGCAGCGAAAUCAUGCGUAAUGCGUGGGAGAAGGUGGCCGAUGACUUGAACGACUGCCACGUGAGCGUUCACCGGUGGGCGAAGGGUCCGCACGUCGGUGGAGAAGAUGAGACGAAGGCCGGUUUUCUGGCGGUGUUGACCGGUCCGCUCGAGGUGGUACUGCAGCACUGCAGCACGCACAUGCUGCUGGGGCAGAGCAAGAAGCUCGACAACACCAGCAAAAAGGAGAUCCGAGAGCAGGCGAUGAUCCUCCAAGGCUACGGUGAGGUCGUGGUGGCCUUCGCGCAGCUGCCGCUCAAUAGCAGAGACUACCCGCACGACUUUGAAUUCGACUUUUACACGCCCAACUUCCCCCUGAAAGAGCUGUGUUUCCUCGGCCUGGUGUCGAUGGGGUCGCGCGUCUACAAGACCAUCCCGUCCGCGAUUGAACGCUGCAAGCUCGCCAAUAUUCGAAUCAUCAUGGUCUCCCAGGACUCCGCCCCGGCGGUGAAGGUGAUGGCACGGAAGAUGGGUCUCAUUACCAAGGAGACGCCAGAGGAUAUUGCCAAGAAGGAGGGGGUGAUGGUCGACGAACUGAACCCGGAGAAGCUGGAGCAGGCCAAGGCGAUCGUGCUCGACGGCAGCCAGAUGGCGCUCAUGAUGGAGGAGGGCCUCUCGCACAUCAUGAGAACCCACGACGAAGUCGUCAUCUCUGGAACGGACGCGAGCCAGAAGCUCAAGAUCGUCAGAGCGGCCCAGAUGAUGAGAAAGUCGGAGGUGGUGGUCGCCACCGGCGCGCAGUUGGCCGACUGCGCCGGCCUGGCCGUGGCCGACGUCGGCAUCGCCGCACCGGGGAGCGUCGAGGGUGUGCAACAGGCGGCGGAUGCGAUCAUGACGGGCGGGGCGCUGGACUCAAUUCUCGACGCCGUCGAGUUUGUGAGGAAGAAGGGCGAGGGCGGUGGCUGUACUCUACAGUGA
Messenger RNA from Acanthamoeba castellanii str. Neff, 2631 nucleotides. Its product is annotated as E1E2 ATPase subfamily protein. Bases 1 to 2631 code for a protein of 876 amino acids. The record is from RefSeq and is a predicted model, not a curated record. The transcript is spliced from 15 exons. Gene Ontology annotation, biological process: proton transmembrane transport; intracellular potassium ion homeostasis; potassium ion import across plasma membrane. Gene Ontology annotation, molecular function: nucleotide binding; P-type sodium:potassium-exchanging transporter activity. NCBI's taxonomy places the organism in Eukaryota, Discosea, Longamoebia, Acanthamoebidae.